Episyrphus balteatus (marmalade hoverfly) is the source of this 1237-nucleotide messenger RNA. RefSeq names its product alpha-tocopherol transfer protein-like. Bases 173 to 1039 code for a protein of 288 amino acids. NCBI's taxonomy places the organism in Eukaryota, Metazoa, Arthropoda, Insecta, Diptera, Syrphidae. Gene Ontology annotation, molecular function: phosphatidylinositol bisphosphate binding. Gene Ontology annotation, cellular component: membrane. The record is from RefSeq and is a predicted model, not a curated record. The transcript has 3 exons.
UAUAGCAAAAAUAUUCAAAACACCGGCGGCGGGUCUCGAUAUUUUUGUUUGUAUCUUAUAGAUAUUUUAGUUUCAAUAAACACUCAGAAGAGCGAUCGAAAUCAAAUAACAAAUUAAUCACUUUGGAUAAGUUUGUUUACAUUGCCAAUCAAUUAGAUAGCACAUAGUGAUAAUGAACAUCAGAGAACUAAGUCCCGAGUUAGCCAAAAAAGCACAAGUCAUUGGCGAGAACUCUGAUACUUUGGAAAAUGACAUCAACGAACUGCGUAGUUGGAUAGAAGAGCAACCUCAUUUGAUUUCACGAAAAGAUGAUCAAUUUUUGUUAACAUUUUUACGUCGUUGUAACUUCAACUUGGAUGAGAGUAAAAAAAGAAUUGAAGCUUUUCUAACGUGCAAAACUAAUUACCCAGAUCUUUACAAAGAUCGUGCAGUUGAUGAAACUGCUUUGGAUAUUCUGAAAUGCGGACUUGUCACUAUUCCCCCAAACAGUUUACCAGAUAAUGGCCCCAGAUUGCUUAUCACACAAGUCAGCAAAUUCGAUCCAAAAAAACACAGCUUAAGAGAUGUCAUGAAAGUUCGAUUUAUGCUCUUUGAAAUACUAACUUUCGAAGAUGAUAUAACUAGUAUAAGUGGUUUAGAAUUAGUUUUUGAUUUACAAGACUGUAGCCUUAAACAAGCUUUGGGUUUGAAUCCAGCUCUUUUGAGAAAAACUUACAUUUAUCAAGAUGAAUGUAUACCACUUAAUAUCAAGCAUUUUCACAUAAUAAAUAUGAAAAAAGAACUGCAAGGAGUUGUAAAUUUAGCCAGAAGUAUGAUUUCAACGGGUACCGGAUUUGACAUUGUGAUACACGAGAAAGAGAGUGAUUUGUAUAAAUAUAUACCUCAAGAAUCGAUGCCUGUUGAAUAUGGAGGUCAAAAUGGUACGCAUGAAAAGUUUUUGGAAGAAUGGGAAAAAAUUCUUUUGGAUCAUGUUGAAUAUUUUGAAGAGGAUUCAUUUCUUGGGACUAACUUGGAAAAUUCCUCAUGUUGUAUUUCUUGAAAUUGGGUGGACUAACGAAAAAUUCGAAGAGUAUAUCAAGCCGUUUUAGUCUAGAAAAUAGUUUUAUUUUAUUUAUGUUAAGGUCAAAUAAGUUUGAAUAAAUCAGGGACAAACACUUGUACAAACUUAUAUCAUCAUGAUGAUUUGGAUCAUUAUAAUGUUUUCAAUUAAUAAAUGCAAAUUAUUAAAAUUUUAAUA